AUGGCUGAUAGCAUCCCGUUGAAUCCAGUGCGGAAGAAUUCGAAGAAAACCCCUUAUUAUAAUGCUGGCAGAUAUUCUAGGUACCAGGUUGAAGACGAAGCUUCCAGCCUUGACGAGAUGCCACUGAUGAUGUCUGAGGAAGGAUUUGAGAAUGAAGAGAGUGACUACCACACUCUGCCACGGGCCAGAGUCAACCAUAGACACAGAGGCCUGGGCUGGUUCCUGUGUGGGGGUUGGAAAGUCCUGUGUGGAAGCUGCUGCGAGUGUCUGGCCCACGUGUGUCGUAGGAAGAAAGAGCUGAAAGCUCGCACUGUGUGGCUUGGCUACCCAGAGAAAUGCGAGGAGAAGUACCCCAAGAACAGCAUCAAAAACCAGAAAUACAACAUCCUGACCUUUGUGCCUGGGGUGCUCUACCAACAGUUCAAGUUUUUCCUCAACUUGUAUUUUCUGGUAGUAGCUUGCUCACAGUUCGUUCCAUCUCUGAAAAUUGGGUAUCUUUACACCUAUUGGGCUCCACUGGGCUUUGUACUGGCUGUCACCAUGGUGAGAGAGGCCGUGGAUGAGGUUCGGCGCUAUCAAAGAGACAAAGAAAUGAAUUCCCAGCUCUACAGCAAGCUCACAGUGCGAGGUAAAGUUCAGGUGAAGAGCUCUGACAUCCAAGUAGGAGAUCUCAUCAUUGUCGAAAAGAACCAAAGGAUUCCAGCUGAUAUGAUAUUCCUGCGGACCUCUGAGAAGACUGGGGCUUGUUUUAUCAGAACAGAUCAGUUGGAUGGAGAGACAGACUGGAAAUUAAAAGUCGCUGUGGCCUGCACUCAGAGACUGUCUGCAUUGGGGGACUUGUUCUCCAUCAGUGCAUAUGUCUAUGCUCAGAAACCUCAGCUGGACAUUCACAGUUUUGAAGGAAACUUCACAAGGGAAGACUCUGACCCGCCCAUCCAUGAGAGUUUAAGCAUUGAAAACACCCUCUGGGCAAGCACAGUGGUGGCAUCUGGCACAGUUAUAGGUGUGGUGAUCUACACUGGAAAGGAAACAAGAAGUGUGCUGAACACAUCUCAUGCAAAAAAUAAGGUGGGUCUGCUUGACCUGGAGCUUAAUCGUCUCACCAAAGCCUUGUUCCUGGCCCAGGUGGUCCUGUCUGUUGUAAUGGUAGCUCUUCAGGGCUUCCUUGGCCCCUGGUACCGCAAUCUCUUCCGCUUCGUUGUUCUGUUCUCUUACAUCAUCCCUAUCAGCCUGCGUGUGAAUCUGGACAUGGGUAAAUCAGCCUAUGGCUGGAUGAUCAUGAGGGAUGAGAACAUUCCGGGCACUGUAGUGAGAACCAGCACCAUACCAGAAGAACUAGGUCGGCUGGUCUACCUGCUGACAGACAAAACAGGCACUCUGACUCAGAAUGAGAUGAUUUUCAAACGACUGCAUCUUGGGACUGUAUCCUAUGGGACAGACACAAUGGACGAGAUCCAGAGCCACAUCAUACAGUCAUACGCUCAGGUGAGUUCUGCCCAGUCCAAUGGGAGCAGCACCAGUUCCACGCCGUCUCGUAAACCUCAGCCCGCUGCACCAAAAGUCCGAAAGAGCGUCAGUAGCCGAAUCCAUGAGGCGGUGAAGGCCAUCGCUCUGUGUCACAAUGUCACACCCGUGUACGAGUCUCGCACUGGGGUCAACGGGGAGACGGAGUACACUGAGGCGGAUCAGGACUUCAGCGAUGAUAACCGUACCUACCAGGCCUCCAGCCCCGAUGAGGUGGCUCUGGUGCGCUGGACAGAGAGUGUGGGCUUGACCCUGGUUAACAGAGACCUGACUUCACUGCAGUUAAAGACACCAGCAGGACAAAUCCUCACCUUCUACAUCCUCCAGAUCUUCCCCUUCACCUCAGAGAGCAAGAGAAUGGGCAUCAUUGUCAGGGAGGAAUCCACAGGUGAAAUCACAUUCUACAUGAAAGGCGCUGACGUUGCCAUGGCAAGCAUUGUUCAGUACAACGACUGGCUGGAAGAAGAGUGUGGGAACAUGGCUAGGGAGGGCCUUCGCACAUUAGUGGUCGCAAAGAAGGCUCUGUCAGAAGAACAGUAUCAAGAUUUUGAGAGCCGUUAUAACCAGGCCAAGCUGAGCAUUCAUGACCGAGCGCUGAAGGUGGCAGCUGUGGUGGAGAGCCUGGAGAGGGAGAUGGAGCUGCUGUGUCUGACGGGUGUGGAGGACCAGCUGCAGGCAGACGUGCGGCCCACCCUGGAGCUCCUCAGGAACGCCGGCAUCAAGAUUUGGAUGUUGACGGGAGAUAAGCUGGAGACGGCUACCUGUAUCGCAAAAAGCUCUCACCUGGUGUCAAGAAAUCAGGAAAUUCAUGUCUUCAGACCUGUGUCUAACAGAGGAGAAGCCCAUCUGGAGUUGAAUGCUUUCAGGAGGAAGCAUGACUGUGCUCUGGUCAUCUCAGGAGACUCACUAGAGGUGUGCCUGCGGUACUAUGAACAUGAGUUUGUGGAGCUUGCGUGUCAGUGCCCCGCUGUUGUGUGCUGUCGCUGCUCUCCGACCCAAAAGGCCCAGAUUGUCCGACUGCUCCAGCAACACACAGCCAACAGAACCUGUGCCAUUGGUGAUGGAGGAAAUGAUGUCAGUAUGAUACAGGCUGCAGACUGUGGAAUUGGCAUAGAGGGAAAGGAGGGGAAACAAGCGUCUCUGGCUGCAGACUUCUCCAUCACUCAGUUUAAACACAUUGGCAGACUGCUCAUGGUGCAUGGCCGAAACAGCUACAAACGCUCGGCUGCCCUGGGACAGUUUGUCAUGCACAGGGGAAUGAUCAUCUCCACCAUGCAGGCUGUGUUUUCUUCAAUUUUCUACUUUGCUUCUGUACCUUUGUAUCAAGGCUUCCUCAUGGUGGGCUACGCCACUAUCUACACCAUGUUCCCAGUCUUCUCCCUGGUCCUGGAUCAGGACGUGAAGCCGGACAUGGCCCUUCUCUACCCUGAGCUCUAUAAAGAUCUCACAAAGGGUCGUUCCUUGUCUUUCAAGACCUUCCUAAUUUGGGUCUUGAUUAGUGUGUAUCAAGGGGGCAUCCUGAUGUAUGGAGCUCUGCUCCUGUUUGAGUCUGAAUUUGUACACGUGGUGGCCAUAUCUUUCACAGCGCUCAUCCUGACAGAGCUGCUCAUGGUGGCGCUGACGGUGCGAACGUGGCACUGGCUCAUGGCGGUGGCCGAGUUCUUCAGUCUGGGCUGUUACCUCGCCUCCCUCGCGUUCCUCAACGAAUACUAUGGCAUAGGGCGAGUAUCCUUGGGAGCUUUUUUGGAUCUGGCUUUUAUCACAACCCAUGCCUUCCUGUGGAAGGUGUGCGCCAUCACAGUGGUCAGCUGUCUUCCACUUUACAUCAUCAAAUACCUGAAACGCAAGUUUUCACCGCCCAGCUACUCCAAGCUCUCCUCCUGAACAGUUUUCUUUUUUUUUUUUUCCUUUUUUGGUUUUCUAAUGUGUGCAACAACGAAAGCAUACACACAAAGCGUUCAUUAAGCACAUAUGGACUCUAUAAACAUCUCCGUGAGGGUUUUUAUAAAGCAAAUGAAAUAAGCUGUGUGGUUGCAGCUCAUAUUUUUUAAAUGUCAGACUAUCUGUCAUAGAUUGGUAAUGAUAUUUGUUAAUGAGGGCU
Molecule: messenger RNA, 3625 nt
Organism: Chanos chanos (milkfish)
Lineage: Eukaryota; Metazoa; Chordata; Actinopteri; Gonorynchiformes; Chanidae
Gene: atp9b
Product: ATPase phospholipid transporting 9B
Exons: 30
Coding region: 1-3408 (1135 amino acids)
Biological process (GO): endocytosis; phospholipid translocation; retrograde vesicle-mediated transport, Golgi to endoplasmic reticulum
Cellular component (GO): trans-Golgi network; endosome; plasma membrane
Molecular function (GO): ATP binding; magnesium ion binding; ATPase-coupled intramembrane lipid carrier activity
Source: RefSeq, a predicted model, not a curated record